Armigeres subalbatus is the source of this 1717-nucleotide messenger RNA. RefSeq lists its product as uncharacterized. The coding region runs from base 145 to 1665 and encodes 506 amino acids. Lineage: Eukaryota; Metazoa; Arthropoda; Insecta; Diptera; Culicidae. The transcript has 8 exons. The record is from RefSeq and is a predicted model, not a curated record.
CAGUAGAGUUUAGGUUAGCAACAGCUCCAUCGUUGCGACUGAUCCAUAUCCACGGUAUCCACAUCACAGUUUAUGUCCUUGUCGCGGUGAUCAGUAGUGAGAUAUAUUCAAAACACCGGGUCUACGUUGAUACGAUUGUCGUGGAUGUUUAUUACCAGUGAAUUGAACCGGACGCAUCUACCCGUUUUCGUUUAUACGCUAGAAAGCAUUGUGUCCAAAGUGUAUGUGAUUAUGACCUUGUUGACUGUGGAUUUUCAUGAUCAAUCUUCGCAACGCAGCUGUCGUGUGAAUGAAGGAAUUGACGACCUGCAAACUUUCCUCGAACUAGACAGCGAUGAUUUUGCACGUCUUAAGCUUCGCACCAAGGUCAUCAAGUUCAUACAACGUGUGCAGAAGGAAUUUUACGAUGAUCCAGUACUUGAAGAAAGACUUGAGGAGUGUGACGAGGAUGUCCGAGAUAAAGUUCCAAGCUCUGUAGAAGAACCUGACGACACACAGUACGAGGACACAACGCCGGAUGGUAGUAAUGACUACCGAGGAAUUGUUCUAGAAACAAUCAUUGACGUAAACGUUAUUUUCAAACGCACUCCAAAUGGUAGAGAAAUCAUCGAGCUACUAAAGGAAGGACUCAAACCGAAUGACAGCUGUAUGAGUGCAAUUAAACGGAUUCUAUGUGAUUACCUUAAAUCAGCAUUUGGAUUGCGUCCGUCGGCUUACCACAAAAACUUGCUCGCUAAGAGUCUUGUCCACACUUAUCCGGCACUGUCGUCAACAACAUUGGAUGUGCCGCAAGCUUUGUGGUUCCAUCCCAAUGGCCGGGGUAAACAUCGCCACAGUGGACGCUUGCAUUACCAUAUGGAAUACCUAGCAAGGACCUCAGGCAAUCGUAUCAUCAACCGACGUAAACUGCAAGUCGAGGAGAUCAAAAUUGAAGAAAAUGAUUCAGGAAUAUGUUCAGCACAAGACAUUGACCUGGACGCAGUGACUCAAGAACUAAAAUUCCUUUGUCCAGGACCAAAUACGAAACUACGCGCAGAAGAACUUUGGCAUCUAACCUUCCAUGAACGUCAGGAUUUACGCCUAAAUAAAACAUUCUUCACCUAUCUCGAGACGUAUCCGGUUGCAACCGCAUUUAAUGGUUGCAUGAUUUUGUUGGAAUUUCGUACAAUGCAUCCGAACGCACCUGACUUCACAAAAAAACUCGAUGAUUUGCAACCAAAAUUAUUAUCGCGCUAUUGCGAGCUCUUCAAAUACGUGAAAGAUGAUUUUAUUCGAAUGCUCAUGAUCGUGCGGCAGAAAAGUCCAAGCCGUGGAGCAAAGCGAACUCGAGAUGCAGAUUCAACGAAAGAUAACAUUCUGAAGGGAAUUGUAGAAUGGAUUAAGCCUGAAGAUCAGUAUCCGGAAUCGAAUGAGGUGCCGAUGCUUUACAUCAAGGGAAACUUUCUGGAGAGUGGUUCAACCGCUGCCAUUACAUGGAAACAACAUAAGAUUUUAAUGGAAUCAGACCUUAAACAUUGCUUCCGUGUGCUUUGUGAAUCUAUGAUAGUAUUCAACACUAGUUGUCAGCCUACAGAUAAGCAGUUCUAUGCGUUCAUUUCCAAUGCUCUUCUAGGAGUAGGUCAAUUAACUACGACAGGUGAACGUCUCAUGCAAAGUAUUGCUUAAUUUUGUUCUAUUUGAUUCACGUUCGCCUUCAAAAGGCUUUUAUUUCUAACGU